CCUGUAAAUGAGAAGUAAGUAUUUGACUAACUCUUUCGAAAUGUCGAAUGGAAAAAGAAAAUGAUGACUACUGUACAGGGAGGCCUUUAUCAUUGCAGCAGACUUGCAGCAAGAUUCUUAUGACUUUUCUUAAAGGUUUUUGAAGAUGAAAGAGCCAUUGCAUUCCAAACAAUGGAUUAAUGUGGUCAAUGUUCGGCGGCACGAGCUUUAAACACAUUUUGAAAACGGGGCUCGAUUGAUUGCCUUUAACUUAGUUAUGGCAUUGUGUAAGUGCUUCUUUUUUUUCUUCGAGGGAGCGUCACCAAAGGCUAAAAAAUCUCACGAGCUCUCUUUGACGGGGACAUCAGCGUUCAAUCGCCGUUGGAAAAAAUGAAUCGCGAGCGUUUCGUGACCAUUUCUAAACGUAAGCGUCCAAUUGCGAACCACCUUUCAGUAGCGGUUUAAGGCUCUAACACACAGCAUCAAGCACAUCACAAUGGCGUCUACUCACUUGUGGCUAUUUUGUUCCCUCGUCUUGAUUGGAUCAGUGGCUUCUGAUAACGUCAACAACUCAACAAAUGCUCGUCAAAAAAGGUUGUUUAGCAUAUUUAACGUAGUCACGUUCAAGAAUGAUCCGUGCACCACCACUGGAACUGGAAAUCUCGGAGGGACAUGCAUGACCUCGUCCGAAUGUGCGUCCAAAAGUGGAUCAGCCUCCGGAAACUGCGCUGCAGGCUUUGGAGUCUGCUGUCUUUUUAUUGUGAGUGAGGAGUGUGGAAGUACAAUAACCAUUAAUCAGAAUUGUACCUACAUUAGGAACAAUGGAAAUCCGACACCUGAUAUGACAGCGGGCCAAACUUGCACGUUCGACUUCAAAAGGAUAUGCGACAAUUUAUGUCAGAUCCGGCUAGAUUUUCGAACACUCUCAACUUUAGUCAGUGCCACGGGCACUUGUGGUACGGCAGAGGAUGCCGUAACUGUUUCAAGCCCCUUUUCAUCCUCGGCGAAUGCUUUUCCUCCCACUGUGUGCGGAUCAUUAACUGGACAACACAUGUAUUUUGAAACGGGCACAAGUGGAGACUCAGCUGGCACGCUCUCCAUUGCCAAAGGAACCGGAGCUGGGAGUCGAACGUUUGACAUCAAAGCCACAUAUUACACCUGCGACAAUCUGGCUAAAGCUCCCCCUGGAUGCACACAAUAUUUCACCGGACAAAGUGGAUCCUUCCAGUCCUAUAACCACGCCGGGGGUCAGCUUUUGACCGAUCAGCUUUAUAAGAAUUGCUUCCGACAAGAGCUUGGUUUUUGCCGGUUGAGUUUGACAGAAUCGGCAACUCAAACCCCAGAUCCGUUUUUGUUAUCGGCUCCUGAUGCUAUUGCUGAGUCCACUUGUGAUCCGCUCAGUCAUAUAACGGUCAUGACACCUACGGCUGCAAUGGCUUGCGGAGGAGUGCUUGGAAAAGACGGUGACACUGGUCCAGCCACGGUGACUACUACUUCGGGAUCGUUCGAAGUCGGAGUACGAAGCUUAACCGCUGGGACUGCUGGUAUUACGGGCUUCAAUCUGGAUUUUGAACAAGUGGCAUGCGCUUAGAUCGAGGAAUGGAACAUUCGUGUUUAUUUAUAGAUUUGUUUCGAUUUUCAAUAAUGGCAAGCUUAUUUGUUGAAAUGAAUAAUGGUUCACACACAACAUAAUAUGAUCUAUAAACUGG
Tigriopus californicus is the source of this 1688-nucleotide messenger RNA. RefSeq lists its product as uncharacterized. The record is from RefSeq and is a predicted model, not a curated record. The transcript has 15 exons. Bases 476 to 1570 code for a protein of 364 amino acids. Lineage: Eukaryota; Metazoa; Arthropoda; Copepoda; Harpacticoida; Harpacticidae.